AUGGCUCAGCUUAAGAGCCUACCUGACGAGCUCCUGCUCGAUAUCGCGCUACGCCUUCAGCCACCCGAUCUCAAAGACCUAGCUUUAACCGCACGCCAGUUCCGCGACAUCGCGCAAGAAGCUCUUCACACUUCCAUUAGUCUCAGGACGCAUUACCAGUCUCUUCCGGAACUCCUCAGAACCUUAGUAACAAGGCCAGAUCUCGCUAAGAAGGUCCGCUCUUUGCAAAUAACGGGAUAUCGUGGUCCUCAGCAAGUUUACAGAUCGGCUGUAGGCUAUGAUGACUCCUGGGACCAGGUCGUCACACACGCAAUAAAGUCGACACAUUCUUGGCCCAUCGAUCAGAUGAAGUGGGCCAGCAGAGUCAAAUACGGCGAUCUUCAUGCUUGCAUUGGCCUAUUGCUGGUGUUGACAGAUCAGCUGCAGAAUCUUGCGUUCUGCUCUGGAGAUAACCAGGAUUUCAUGACGCCGCCGAGCCUGAGUCUGACGUUCCCUGGCAUAGCCGAAAGGCAUGCUGUUACUGCUCCUGGAUUUACGAGUUCCAUCAUCAUCGAUCCGCUGAUCCCUGCCUCACAUCUGCUGGAAGAGCUGGAGCUGAAGUGCACUGAUACCGGAGAUUCUAAACAAAUCGACUACCUCCGACCAUCGCGAUCGUUGCAACGUUUCACUUUAAUAAAGCGCCUAUCCAUUCCGCAAAGCAUUCUCAUCAACUCAACCCCCUACGAAUGUUCCCCUCUCUAUCCGUUCGAGGCGCUGCCGCCGAAUGUAGAGUACCUUAAUGUGGCUGAUCCGACUACCGCUGUGAUAGAGUGGAUCUCCGGGGUUCUGGAUGACCGCAGCAAGCUGCGCAGCUUGAAAAGAAUAUCUCUCGACUUCGAUAACGACCCGAAGCAGCGAGUAAAGGACUACAAAGAGGCUGGAGUGCAGAUUUUUGGUCGGCUGCUGGAGGCAGGCAUAUCCGUGCACUUCGAGAAUGCGAUCAUGCUGGACGCAAGCAACAUGGAGCCAAUUACGGGUGACCGCAAGGCAUAUUGCGAAGAUCUCCGCAAGAACCAUAUCCCUCAAUUCUUAUUUCGUAUUUGGAGCAGCAACAGCGGUGGAGGAUCAGAACACGCAACUAACAGUGUCAAGGAGAUCAUUCCGCACGGCUUCAUGAAGAAAGCCUCUGGAAGCGGAUUCUACGACAAGCCUGAAAGUGAGCUUUACAAAGUAGUGCAAGACUAUUACGACACCAAAUCUGUUUUCACCUCCGAAUUUAGCUCAUGGACGGGGUCACUUCACCUAGCUCUCUGCUAUGCUGGAUCCAUAGAAGAAGAAUACGGUCCCCACGUCGCAAUCAUGGACACACACCAGCUGGAUGUAGACGUCUUGGUCUGGCAUGUUCCGCACCUGUUCAAGCCCGACGGACUUCAUGAGUACUUGGCUCAUGGACCAAUCAGAGGCAUUGGAUACAAGGCCGUAUCGUACAAGACGUUAAUGUCAGCUGGUCUGGCACAGAUAUUUCCCGAGCUAUUGGAGACCGAUCUGGAUGACUGGUGUAUGAGCUUACGAGACCAGAUGUUCAACGGGCCCCCGAUUCCGGUUCCAAAGGACAACAUUGAGAAAUCUGACGAGAUGAAGCAGAUUCGAUCAAUCGCAAACCUUUACGGCCAUCUUCACUUACCAGUAGCGACUAGUCUGAUGUGUCUUCGGCUUCGACAUUGGUUAGGCUCGCGAGCUGAGGGCGAGGUUGCAUUAGACAAAGUCGCAAAUCUGUUUGCAAAUACGAAGCCAGCCAAGGAUAUUUCGAGGGGUAAUUGGCUUUGCGAAGGUGUUGUACUGACCGAGUCUCCCAUGGGUCCGCACAACUUUCCUGACGUCCGACAGUGGAUCAAACUCCUCCGAGCCAUCUCUGAACGCACAGAUUGA
Alternaria metachromatica is the source of this 1908-nucleotide messenger RNA. RefSeq lists its product as uncharacterized. The transcript is spliced from 4 exons. Gene Ontology annotation, molecular function: protein binding. The record is from RefSeq and is a predicted model, not a curated record. NCBI's taxonomy places the organism in Eukaryota, Fungi, Ascomycota, Dothideomycetes, Pleosporales, Pleosporaceae. The coding region runs from base 1 to 1908 and encodes 635 amino acids.